Messenger RNA from Saitoella complicata NRRL Y-17804, 1290 nucleotides. Its product is annotated as NAD(P)-binding protein. The transcript is spliced from 3 exons. The coding region runs from base 55 to 1170 and encodes 371 amino acids. The record is from RefSeq and is a predicted model, not a curated record. NCBI's taxonomy places the organism in Eukaryota, Fungi, Ascomycota, Saitoellomycetes, Saitoellales, Saitoellaceae.
CUUAAUUGCGCUCUCAACCGACACUCAUCCAUCUUCAAUCCACAACCAUCCAAGAUGUCUACAAUCUCAAAGAAAGACCCUUCAGCUCGCGACUCAACAUCUCACCCAGCCUCCUACAACCCUCAAACACCUACCACCCAAUCCCGCAACACCUACUCCCCCUUCACCACCUUCCCCUUCCGUACAUGGCACGCCAUACCCGGUCUACCUCAAUUGAUCGUGAACUUGCGUUCUUGGGCUGGUUACGCUGUUCAGUCUGAUUCCGUUGGGUGUUUUCAAGACUCUGGCAUCGGCGCCGCCCUUGUCCAAGAAUACGCCAACGAACACACCCACCUCAUCCUCCUCGCCCGCUCAAAGGACCGCCUUUCCGAAGUCUCAUCCACAGCCCACAAACUCGGCGCGACUGUCAACACCCACUCCCUCGAAUUCCUCGAACACGACCAGAUUGUCGCCCUUAAGGAGUUACUCGUGAAGGUUGAUAGAGAGUAUGGCGGGAUCGAUAUCGCGAUCUCCGUUACGGGAAUCACGGGACACCGCGAAGACGUCGUAGGACGUCGAGGACCCACGAAGAGCGCAGAUGAGUCCGAACCUUUGUUGAGAGAGAGCUACGCCCACAUCACACAAGGCUCAGAAUGGGGCGCGACAACCGCCGAACGCAUGAUCCGCGUCAACGUCGAAGCCUGCUCCGCAUUCAUCCUAACCUGCUACGACCUCAUGAAAUUACGACAAGCCAAGCACCUCCCCCACAACAAAAAGAGAACGACGAGGAAGAUCGUUAUCGUGGCGAGUAGUGCGGCGUAUUUCGCUCCGGCCAAUUUUGCGCUCUACGCAGCGAGUAAGGCAUUCUUGUACUCGUUGGGGGUGUCACUCGUGUCUAUUGCCGCGCCGUUCGAUAUCCAGGUCACUACGGUCACGCCGGGGUUCAUCGAGUCGGGUAUGACGCAGACAAUGCUCGCGACGGGUAUGACGACGCCUCAUCCCACGCUCGGACAUCCUCAAAAGAUGGCACGCGCAAUCAGGAGGGGGGAAGAGAGGGGUGAUGUUAUGGUUGCUUGGCCUGUCAUCGAAGUCGCGGGGUUGUUUGGAGCGAGGGCGUUGAGUCCGUUGGUUGAAGUUUUGGGAAGGUGGAUUGGAAUGGCGACGGGCAGUGCGGGUUGGGUGUUGUCAUGAACUGCCAUAGUCGUUCUUGGACGGCGGAGGAAAUGAGUUAUGAUGCAGUAAGUCCAUUCGUAUAGCUAGCAUACAUAGCAAAACAUUGGGUAUCCCUAUCUUCAACACAUAUUCCGAAAC